Molecule: messenger RNA, 834 nt
Organism: Didymosphaeria variabile
Lineage: Eukaryota; Fungi; Ascomycota; Dothideomycetes; Pleosporales; Didymosphaeriaceae
Exons: 1
Coding region: 1-834 (277 amino acids)
Molecular function (GO): oxidoreductase activity, acting on the CH-OH group of donors, NAD or NADP as acceptor
Source: RefSeq, a predicted model, not a curated record
AUGGCCACGUUCCCCACGUUCCCGGACCUCGAUGGCAAAGUGGGCCUCGUCAUGGGAAUCGGCCAGACUCGCGUCGAAGGCUCCUCCCUCUGGGGCAAUGGGGCUGCCAUGGCGCGUGCCCUCUCCCAGAACGGCGUGAAGCUCUUCGGCUGCGAUCUCAGCCUCGAAGCCGCCCAAUUCACUGCUUCGCGCCUCCGAGCAGCAGGCGGCACGUGCCAUGUCAUGGCCGCCGACGUUACAUGUUCCGCCCAUGUCCGCAGCGUCGUUGGAGCCGCUAUGCAGAAAUUUGGUCGCAUAGACAUCUUGGUCAACAACGUGGGCAUGACUCGGCCUGGAGAUCCCGCAUCUCUCUCUGAAGAGCUAUGGGAGUCGCAACUGGCGUUGAACUUGACCAGUGUCUACCUCUCAUGCCACCACGUCCUGCCUAUAAUGGAAAAGCAAGGCUCUGGCGUUAUCGUGAGCAACGCGAGCGUGGCUGGGGUUGCCUAUCUCGGUAAGCCGCAAGUAGCGUACUCAACCGCGAAGGCCGCGCUCCUGCACUUUACGCGUGUGACUGCCGUCAUUUACGCCCCAAAGAAGGUCCGAUUGAACUGCGUUGUACCCGGCAUGAUACUCACGCCCAUGAUUGAAAACCUUGGAAAGAGUGGAAAAGAGGAAGAUAGAGAAGUGUACAGGAAGAUCACACAGCACAACGUUCCUAUCGGACGAAUGGGUGAGCCUGAGGAUGUCGCAAACGCUGCGCUCUGGUUGGCAAGCGACGCCAGCAAGUACGUUACGGGGCAAAGCUUAAUCGUCGAUGGAGGCUUGACAAGCCAAACGGGAACUGGGCAAUGA